GCUAUUGUGCGGUGAUCAGUUUUAAUAGUGUAUCACUGUUUUAAUAGAGUGUAUCACUGUUUUUAUGUGUAAAUUGUAUGGUCUGCAGGGAAAAAUAUGAAAAUUUAUAGAAAGGGAAAUCAUGAACAAGUUUAACAACUUAUCAAGACGAGGUGUAUCAAGGACCAACCAUCCACACCAUUCGAGAACAUAUCCUUAAAGUCAUUCGAGUUGUGUGCUCAUAACAUCUCAUUACAAAUAUGGAGAGAGACGGCACAGGCGGCUGUGAUAUUCAUCUAAGCGAUGUCAUUGAAGUCAUUGAAAAUAACGAUCCAAGCUUCAAUAAAUUAACUGAAGGUGCGGGCAAUAAUCUAGAUAAAAACAAAAUGUCUAAGGCAUACGUAGAAAUAGUUGAACAACCUGCAUCAAAAGCUAUGCGAUUUCGUUAUGAAUGUGAAGGACGAUCAGCAGGCUCAAUACCAGGACAAAAUAGUACAUCAGAAAAUAAAACAUUUCCCACGAUACGAGUUGUAGGAUAUGAGGGAAAAGCUGUAGUUGUAGUAUCAUGUGUCACAAAAGAUAAACCAUACAAACCACAUCCUCAUAACUUAGUUGGCAAAGAAGGAUGUAAAAAAGGCGUAUGUACAAUUGAAAUACCCACAGACACAAUGACAGUAACAUUUUCAAAUCUUGGUAUUAGAUGUGUUAAAAAACGUGAUAUUGAAUCGGCGUUACAAACACGAGAAGAAAUUCGUGUAGAUCCAUUUCGAACUGGAUUCGCUCAUCGAAAUCAAGCAUCAUCAAUAGAUUUAAAUGCUGUUCGAUUAUGCUUUCAAGUAUUUUUAAGUACGGAUGGAAAGUCUUUUACGUGUCCUCUACCACCAGUCGUUAGUGAACCUAUUUUCGAUAAGAAAGCUAUGUCAGACUUAGCUAUAUUUCAGUUAAGUACUGAUUAUAGUUCGGUAGCUGGUGGACAAAAAGUACUUCUUUUUUGUGAAAAAGUAACAAAAGAUGACAUUAAUGUACGAUUUUAUGAAGAAAAAAAUGGACAAAUGGUAUGGGAAGGUUUUGCAGAUUUUCAACCAUCAGAUGUACAUCGACAAGUUGGAAUAGCAUUCACAACACCUAAAUAUCAUUCGUUAGAAGUGACAGAACCAGUCAAAGUGUUUAUACAAUUGUUUAGACCAUCGGACAGAGCGUGCAGUGAACCAUUGCCAUUCUUUUUAACACCAUUAGAAUCAGGUAGACCAUCAUAUUGGUCCUUAAGACGUCCAUAUACUAAAAAAGGAGCCUCAGCAUUAAAUGAGAUAUUUAAUAGUAUCUUGGCUGCUGAUAAAAAGACAGCUAAUGAAAAUAAUUUAGUUGAAAUUGUACCAAAUAUUGUUGACAGGGAAGACGAGGAGAAACCAGAUAAUUUAAUCAACGAUCCUAAUUUAAAUGAUGAUUCCAUUCAAAUUGGUGAUCAAUGGAAAAGUCUUAAAGAAAUUGAAAACGAACAUAUUAUUGAAAAUUGGAAUAACAUUUCUGAUAGUCCUUUAGAAAACACUGAACCAAAUAAUAAUAACGAAGAAAAAUCAUUAAAUGAUCUCUUAAAUCAAGUCGCGGAAUUAGAUGAAAUUUACUCUGAAUCACAAGCACGUUUAUUGGAUAAUAAUCCAAUGGAAACGGACGCGAAUCAUAAUACACAAAAUUUUAUCAAAAAUUCGAAUCCAAUGGAUAUAGAUAACGAUUUUGAUGAUACAAAUACUUAUUCAAGUUUACAAUUAGCUUUCAAAAAUCCUAUCGAUAUGUUAGAUAAAUUCGAGGAAAAUAUUAUAUCAGCUCAAAGUCCAGUCAUUGAAAUUGUUUCACAGAAACGAGAAAAUGAUUCGGAAAAAUUACCACCUCUUCCACCAAAACGUGUGAAAAAGCUUGAGACACCACUAUUAGGUCGUCCGUUAUCACAAACAAUAUAUUCUUCAUCAAAUAGUAUUACGCUAAGCACGGAACAAGCGCAAAGUAUAUUAGGAUCGAGUUCAAGCUUAAUCGUUCGUAAACCGGUAUCGCGAUCAGCUUCAUUUAAUGUUGUACGAAAUAAACCAGAAUAUUUGGCCCCACAAAAGAAUUUACCACCGACGCCAAAUAAACACAGUAGUACAACAACGUUACCUAAUCCUAAGAAAAAGGGAUUUUUUACAAAAUUAUUCUCACGUCGGGGUAGUAAAGAAAAAAGUGUCUCGCGUACAAAACUCAAUACAAAUAAUAGUAAUUUAAAUACACCAAAUCGUGGUUCAGUUGCUAGCUUUAAAUCAUUACGGGAUAGUUCAACUGCGGGUAAUAUUUCACUAUCAGGUGGCCAUAUGAAAACGCUAACACCGAAUAGUAAAGAUACACCUGAUGUUAUUCACAUAUCAUUAAAAGGUCCAUUAAAUAGUAAUCCAGAUUCACCUAGUGUAAACGAUGCUUUAAACGAACCAAAAACUCCUACUUCAGAUCAAUUAAACUUAGAUUUAACGGAAGCUGAACAUUAUGCUUUAUAUACAGCUGUUGCUCCGCAUGCAACACAAAGUGAAUUCGAUGAGACUUCAUGCUAUUAUGCGCCUGUCGAAGGGGGUAAAAUAAUGUCUUAAAGUUCAAAUUUUUAAAUUAAUAUUGAAGAUAAUUUUGUACAUAAUUUUAAUUUUCUUAUUGAAAAAUUUAACUCGAUGAAAAAUAGAGAAAAGCUCAAUCAAUAUGGUUACCAUAAUAACGAAUUUAUGAAUAUUAAUAUAGACAUAAAUUACACAAAUAUGAGAUGAAUUAAUAGUUAAAAAAAUGUUCAAGAGAAAUUUUUCACAGUCAGAACUUCAAAUCGCUCAAAAGUGCUUUUAACUAUCUUUAAUUUUUAAAUUAACACGUAAAAAAAAAAAUACAGUAUCUGAACAAAUGGUCAAUAACCAAGAAAGUGAUAAGAUACGCCGAUACAAGGAACAUGAGUCCGGAAACGCUACCCUUCUUAACAACAGGAGUCGAAAACUUUUCAUACAAUAAAAAUUGUUGUAAAACAUUAACUGUUGGUUGUUUUAGGAGUUUCGAUUGGUUAAAAGCCGUUUCGACCAGUUUAGUGUUCUGACUGUAACAUAUCUAUAGAAAUAUUUUCCAAAGAAAAAUUUUUUUUAGAAUUAUUUAUUGAAUCAUAGUAAAAAUAUAAUUAGGGAAUUUACCUCUGUCUCUUAGACUGCACGAAGCUCGAUUAUUCGCCUUCAAGAAUCUAACUAUGUAUCCCUUCUUAAUUUCACAGAAAUUUAUUAAGGCGACCUUAAAAUCAGAUAAACAAUUUUUUUUAAAUUUAAACCUUCCGGAAAGAAUGCAAACUUGAAAACAAACCGUAAAGAAUGAAAACUAAAAUUAAUCUGUUUGUUGACCAUAUGAUAAAUUAUGGCUGAUUCAUAAACUUUUAAUUUGAGAUAA
Chrysoperla carnea is the source of this 3408-nucleotide messenger RNA. RefSeq names its product embryonic polarity protein dorsal-like. NCBI's taxonomy places the organism in Eukaryota, Metazoa, Arthropoda, Insecta, Neuroptera, Chrysopidae. Bases 240 to 2588 code for a protein of 782 amino acids. Gene Ontology annotation, biological process: non-canonical NF-kappaB signal transduction; response to cytokine; cellular response to stress. Gene Ontology annotation, cellular component: cytoplasm. The record is from RefSeq and is a predicted model, not a curated record. The transcript has 7 exons. Gene Ontology annotation, molecular function: DNA binding; DNA-binding transcription factor activity.